Menidia menidia (Atlantic silverside) is the source of this 1692-nucleotide messenger RNA. The record is from the annotation of a GenBank genome assembly. NCBI's taxonomy places the organism in Eukaryota, Metazoa, Chordata, Actinopteri, Atheriniformes, Atherinopsidae.
CUGGAGGCUGGAGGUCCACAUCUGGCUGUCUGUUCCCACAGGGGGCAGGUGGUGCUGGGCUACAACGAGGUGGAGAUCAGCAUGAAGGGAUCCGGAUACAUGUUCAUCCACGCCGCCGACAUGAUGCACUGCGCCGAGAACCACACGCGCAUGAUCAAAACUGGGGAAACUGGAAUCACCAUCUUCAGGCUGCUGUCCAAAAGCGGCCGCUGGAUCUGGGUCCAGUCCAACGCCCGCAUGGUGCUGAAGGCGGGAAAACCGGACUUCAUCGUGGCCCGGCAGAGGGCGCUAACGAACGAGGAGGGCGAGGAGCAGCUGCGUCUGCGGCGGCUGCAGCUGCCCUUCAGCCUGACCACCGGAGAGGGAGUUCUGUACGACACGCUGCCCAGCCUGCAGCCCGACCCGCCCCGGGGCCAGAACCAGAACCAGAUCCAGAACCCCCUGCUGGGCCCGGACCAGAACCAGAACCAGCUGCUGGGCCUGGACCAGAACCCCCUGCUGGGCCAGGACCAGAACCAGAACCAGUUGCUGGGACUGGACCUCCUGCUGAGUCCGGGCCAGGACCAGAACCCCCUGCUGGGACAGAACCAGAACCCCCUGCUGGACCCGAACCCCCUGCUGGACCAGAACCCCCUUCUGGGCCCGGACCAGAACCAGAACCCCCUGCUGGGCCCGGACCAGAUCAGCCAGAACUCCCUGCUGGGCUGCCUGCUGAGCCAGGACCAGUCUCUGUACAGCCAGGACGCCGCGGCGCUCAGCUCUCUGAGCGACGCCGCCUUCCAGGACUCUCACGCCACGCUCAGCAUCCCGGGGGACGCCGCGGGCAACGGGGGCCCCGCCCGCGCGGACGCCGCCCUGCAGGAGGUCAUGUCCACGCUGCAGGACAUCCUGGAGGACGGCGAGCUGAUGGGCGCGCUGGAGGUGGCUCCGGAGGAGCUGAAGGGCUGGGAGAGCGCCCUGCUGCGUCUGAGCGGCGAGGCGGGCGCCGACCCGGGGGACGUGCUGUCCUACUUCGAGGAGCAGCUGCAGCUGGACGUCCCCGUGGAGGCGUGGCCGGCGCCGGCGCCGCCCGCCCCGAACGGCGCCCCGGUGAUGGCGCCGCCGCUCAGCCACCUGGACUUCCCCCCGGUGGCCGUGGCGCCGCAGCCGAACGCCGUGAUCCCGUUGGCUCCGCCCCGCCGCCCUCAGAACCAGCUCGCCGCCGCGUUCCUAAUGCCCGACCAUAACGGGCCGCCGCACGCCGCCCCGCCGCCGCACGUCGCCGCGGCGACCCUCCAGGGGCGGCGGCCAAACCCGGCCUUCAGCCAGUGGAACGGCGCCGGCCAGAACAUUUCAAACGGUUUCCACGCCGACGCGGCGGCGCCCGGCCUCUUCACGCCGGCGCUCCACGAGCCGCCGUGGCCGCAGCGCCGCCCGCACACCGCCGAUGACGUCAUCGGCCGGGCGCCGCUCAGGGCGCCGCACGCCGCCACGCCGCCGUCCUGCUUCUACCAGGCGGCGCCCGCCGGGGGGGCUAAUGGCGGCGAGGCGGCGCUGUCCUGCCAGAUGGCCGCCGGACUGGCGCCCAACGGCCGGACGGGGGCGCCACAGGCUCUGGGCUUCAGGAAACAGAUGCAGAUCAGCAGCCUGGGCGGCGCCGGCUUCCCGUUCCCGCUGCUGCCCAACGGCUCCUGCUUCUCCGACAGCAAAUGA